AUGUCUGUGGGUUGUCCGUGUGUUCCUGACCACUCCAUCUCCGGCGCCGGCUCCGUCUCGGUAUCGCGCCGAGACCUGCACCAAGUCGGCAAAUCAAUUGAUGGGGCCAUUUGUGCGCCGUCAACUAAAUACGACGGUCCAUCCGGAGAACCUGACCAAAGUAGUAUCCCGUCCUUCGUCUCAUCUCAUCCUCAGCCUAAUCAAGAAUCAUCGACAAGCCACCCGCCACCCGCCACCAUUUCCCACUGCUACUGUAGCCUUCGUCACCUCUUUCGUGUCUCUGCGACGCUCGCGGGUGAUUGUGAUUGCAAACAUGGCUUCGAUUUCCCUCAGUCGACGCCUCAAACAACUAGCUGGAAAUUAGCCCCAACCGGCUCGUUGGUUCCCGCUUUCACCACCGUCAUGAUAUCCACACAACCAUUGGCCAGCUCGCAACUAGCAGAGGCGCGGCCCGGGGCCAGAAGAGGAGAAGAGGGGCAGCUUGGAGAAAAGCAAUUCCUGCUCGGUUGA
Ilyonectria robusta is the source of this 510-nucleotide messenger RNA. RefSeq lists its product as uncharacterized. The record is from RefSeq and is a predicted model, not a curated record. Lineage: Eukaryota; Fungi; Ascomycota; Sordariomycetes; Hypocreales; Nectriaceae. The coding region runs from base 1 to 510 and encodes 169 amino acids. The transcript has 2 exons.